Messenger RNA from Cydia splendana, 1683 nucleotides. RefSeq lists its product as uncharacterized. The transcript has 6 exons. Lineage: Eukaryota; Metazoa; Arthropoda; Insecta; Lepidoptera; Tortricidae. Bases 1 to 1683 code for a protein of 560 amino acids. The record is from RefSeq and is a predicted model, not a curated record.
AUGUCCCCUACUACCGUUACGUCUACCGUAACGACAGCCGCUACACAUACCGCAGCGCAUGUCACGUGCCCCGCCGUAGCGACAGAUGCGCUUUGUGCCGUAAGUACUGGCGCGGAGGUACUGCAGAAGGAGAGCCCUACGGCGUUAGACAGCUCUGUACUGGAAAUCCUGGGCGAAGAUCCGUCUGAAAGUAUACAGUACGGAAGCGAGAUACGUAAAGAAUUAGCAAACAGGCUCGAACACAUCGCCACUACUGGCCUAUCAAAAGAAGUGCGCAAAGAAUUAUUAGAGGCCUAUCUUAUACCGGCAAACUGUACCAAGAUUGGCGCACCCCUGAUGAACGCGGAAAUUAAGGCUGCCGUUACCGACGUAAUAACCAAAAGGGACAAGGGCAUCGAAAUGCGACAAAAACAGCUAGCAUGUGCAAUUUCAGGGCUAGCAGGAGUAAUUAAUACAGAACUUGAGUCCAGUGAAAAGAACAAUGAGCGGCUGAAGCAACUCAUGGAUAUAGGCCGCAUUCUUUGCGACGUACAACAUAGCGAGUCAGUUACUAGACGUAACUUUGCCAUAUACUCUAUAAAAAAGGAUCUCAAGGAUCAUAUAACAAAUACCAAAAUCGACAAAUACCUGUUCGGCGAGGAACUGGCGGAAACUUUAAAGACUGCCAAAGCAGUAUCAAAAUCGGGCACUGAAUUAAAAGUGAAAAGCCAAGUUAGAAGCGUGAAACCAUUCACACCUACCAGCAAUUUAAACUGGAGAGCGCGGGCCCCAGCACGCAGGCAGCAGGGCCCUCAGCGAAACCGCGAGCCUGCUCAUCGCUCAUCGACGCCGGGUCCAUCUUCAAGACACACACGAACUCCGAGGCACGGCUACUCGUCCAAGACAUCGCAGCCUCCGCAAAGACAACAGCGGCGUCGAUCUCUAGUUGCAGCCUGCCCGGCAAUCGAAUACGGUCUCCUCUAUACAAAGGAAUUUGAAAGAUGCAAGUUUCUUAAUCUAAAAGACGAUGACAACUAUGACAGACACAUGACUCUGCCAGACACACUACUGCCAGAUUUUCAUUGGUGGCUUAAAGCUGUCAAGCACUCAAUAACCAAAGAUAUCUGGCAGUGGUGUGAAUCUCGCAAUAUACAUAUAUUCGCCUCCUACAUCAAAUCAGCAGAAAAUGUAGUAGCUGAUGCCGAAUCUCGGCGCACACACCCAGAUAUUGAAUGGGAAUUGGCCGAUGGGGCAUUUAAAGAAAUCACAAGGAAAUUCGGGCAUCCUCAAGCACCAUGUCUUCACCGGAACCUCCUGCAGAUCGGGGUUCUAGACGAAGGCUUCAGACCCCAAGUGACGUGGAACCAAAUGAAGCCCGAGAAGCCACGCGAAGUCAAAGUCCCAGUCCUACGUGUCAUCCUCGUCGAGAAUCUGGCAGCAUGCGAUCUGAAGGCCGGCGUCGUUCUUCAAGACGUAACUGCGACAGAAGAUCAACGAGUCGGAGGCACCGCAGCCGGUCUCCACCUGGUCGGCACCACACCUUACCCCACGCUGAGCAACGUGUCACAAGCCAAGCUCAGCAGCAGGAGGAACAGCACGCUGAGCAUCGGCCUGAGAGACGGGCCAAGCGACCAGCCGAGCAUCGUGACGACGCUGGACGAUAUGAAAGGUCACGUAGCCCUUCUUUUUCCAAAAAGGAUUUAG